AUGGCCCUGGGCGUCGCCGUCCUGCUCCUGGUGGGGGCCGUGGGGACAGCUUCCAGGGCUCAGCCCACACUGACGCAGCCGUCCUCGGUGUUCGUGCUGCCCGGGCAGACCGCUUGGCUGCCCUGCACCCUGAGCCCCCCGUACAACAUCAGCGAGUUCGGCAUCUCCUGGUACCAGGAGCGCCCGCGGCACUUCCUGAGGUAUUUGCUCUAUUACAACUCUGAGCAUGACCAGCACAAGUCCGACAGUACUCCCGGCCGCUUCUCUGCUACCAAAGAUCUCGCCAGCAACACCUGCAUCCUCAUCAUUGCAUCCAUCCGCCACGAAGACAACGGCAGCUACUACUGCUCCCUCUCACACGCCUUCAGCUGGUUUUAG
Merops nubicus (carmine bee-eater) is the source of this 378-nucleotide messenger RNA. Its product is annotated as pre-B lymphocyte protein 3-like. The transcript is spliced from 2 exons. The record is from RefSeq and is a predicted model, not a curated record. NCBI's taxonomy places the organism in Eukaryota, Metazoa, Chordata, Aves, Coraciiformes, Meropidae. The coding region runs from base 1 to 378 and encodes 125 amino acids.